This is a messenger RNA of Megachile rotundata (alfalfa leafcutting bee), 1415 nucleotides long. RefSeq names its product cuticular protein 18 (gene CPR18). Gene Ontology annotation, molecular function: structural constituent of chitin-based larval cuticle. Lineage: Eukaryota; Metazoa; Arthropoda; Insecta; Hymenoptera; Megachilidae. Gene Ontology annotation, cellular component: chitin-based extracellular matrix. The record is from RefSeq and is a predicted model, not a curated record.
AGAGAUGCAAGUAACGGUUUCGGCUUUCCGAUCCUCCCACGACAUUGUCAAGCUGGAAGAGCAUGAUUGUUCGCAAAAUUUGAAGGUGUCCUCCUUCGCAAAGUGGGAGAGAAAGGGGAUAGAGGGGGAAUAAAUAAGGCAGUGUGUACCUUGCCAGAAAUUCGCCGAAUGUUCACCUGAUGGAUAUAUAAAGGGAUCCUGUCCAUGGUAUUACGAGUCAGUGCAACGUGAAACUCGUGUGGAGGAACCACAAAAAAAGACUGUACUUAAAAUCGAAAGAGAUUCAGGAUGUACAGACUGGCAAUCAUAUUGGGCUUGAUAGCCGUAUCAUCGGGUGCGUCGUUGACCCAGUCGUACACCACGCCGAUUCCAAUCCUGAGGCAAACGGCGGACGGUCCCAAUCCAGACGGAAGUUACAGUUACAGUUACGAGACGGGAAAUGGCAUCCAGGCACAAGAGGUCGGCUACCUUAACUACAUAGGCACCCAGGCGGAGGCUCGCGAAGCCCAGGGAAGCUACAGCUACACCGCGCCAAACGGUGAAAUUGUUCAAGUGACCUACGUGGCUAACGAGAAUGGAUUCCAACCCCAGGGUAGUCACAUCCCGCCCAUUCCACCCCAGAUUCUCAAGGCUCUCGAAUACAUUGCCGCUCAUCCUGAAGAGAACAAUAUCGGGGCUCAAUGAGACGAGACGCGUCGACCUACAAGCGAGACAGCAUCAGUCUUCAGGUUUCUCGACCAUGAAGUAACCAAACUGCUCCUUUGAUAGAUAUGAUUCUCGACCGAUCUGAGAUCAUUUCGUUUCCGAUUGUUCACGAGCAGAAAUUUCUUGCGAUCGAUUCUAAUCAAUUUUAUCGUCGUGUUAAUAUGAACAAGUUUAGCAUUCAUUUAGUAUUCACAAAUAGGAUUCGAAACUGUGGUACUUAAUUAGUAUUCGAGCUCUGAUGAGUAAUAUAUUAAGUAUCCAAGGUUGCAUUAAUAAUAUAUGCAUGUCUGAGUUUUGAUAAAUGUAUCAAGUAUUUGAGUCUUAAUGAAAAAUAUCUCAAUAUCCAAAUUCUGAUAAAUAUAUCAAAUAUUCGAGUUUUGAUAAAUAUGUCAAGUAGCUUUGGUAAAUAAUGUAUGAAGUUAUAUGUUUGAUAAGAUAAUAUAGUUCGAUAAUUCGCUGCCAUAUAAUUUACUGAGAGUAGUAGGAACGCCCACUUGUCACGUGUGUUACGCAUGCGCAAUUAGUUUAGACUUCAUAUUGAAUACAUGUACCAUUGUAUGAAAUUAUAUUUUUUUAUUUUAUUUGCUUGAAAACAAGUGGAAAUGAAACUCUGCCAUAUUAAGUCUAUGUCUGGGAUAUGAUAUAUGUGAACUGCCUAAAAUUUUAUUAAUUUAUUUUGUAUCAUUAUAUUUUGUAUAAAACUAAGUGUA